Messenger RNA from Patiria miniata (bat star), 1511 nucleotides. RefSeq names its product bombyxin A-5-like. Gene Ontology annotation, molecular function: hormone activity. Bases 394 to 795 code for a protein of 133 amino acids. The record is from RefSeq and is a predicted model, not a curated record. NCBI's taxonomy places the organism in Eukaryota, Metazoa, Echinodermata, Asteroidea, Valvatida, Asterinidae. The transcript is spliced from 3 exons. Gene Ontology annotation, cellular component: extracellular region.
CUUACAGCGCGCAGACGAUAGGCUGACGUGUGAUCCACUAGCAGUGAUUUCCAGCUCCGAACUCACUGGCCAAGGAGAACUCACUAUCCUGCGGCGGUCUGCAGGCUGGGGCGGGGGAAAAAAGUCAAAAUCCUCGGGGAUCGCCGCAGCAGUGACGCAUCUUCAUCCCAGGGAAACUUGAGGAUCAUUGAUCGUAGUUGGCACUGCUUUCUUUGUUUUUGCUGGAAGUCAUUAGUAUAAAUUGGAGGAGCUUCAAUCUGUCGGCACCACUAAAGUUAGAACCUUGGCGCAGGCGCUUGUGUUAGUUCGUCUUACAAAAUAACUAGUUUAUGGUUAGAUACUGCUACGGUUCCAGCAAUAGUCUACCAGUGGUACAAGUCUUUCCGGAAAAAGAUGACGCCCUCCUCAACACGAGGCACCCUUCGUCUGCCCCUUCCUCAGGCCCGGCAGGCCACCGUGCUAUCCCUGGUCCUACUCGCCUGCUUCGUCUACGUCAAUGCCAACUGGUUCUGCUCAGAUGUCUACAGUACCAUGAAUUCCCUCUGUGACGGCUGCUAUGCCGGGUACGACAAGAGAACCAACACUAUUUCUAGAACGACGGAUAAUGAACCUUUUGUGGAACGCAAAACUGCCGUUGAUUUCUUAAAGCGCGGGACGGCCCGGGGAAGCACCCGCCGUGGCAUCGUGGACGAAUGUUGCCACAGACCCUGCUCGGUCAACGAGAUGAUGUUGUACUGCUGCGAACAGAAGCAGCGGGAGUACUACACAUUCGUCGGCUGGCUGAAACGGAGAUAAGAACAGAGGAGACAGACAGAGCGACAUACGACGAACUUGGCCUAAACCACAAUUGAUUUAAUUUUUCCUCGACUAUAUAACGUACGAAAAUGCAAGUAAUUAACUGUGUUGUACACAAGGCCGUGAUCAUAAUGGUUGCGUUGGUGAAUAUCGGCGCCUUUUGAAAUUCUUGAAUUGUAUUAAGUUGCCUUAUAAACUUUCCUCUCAUAUUACAUUUGCCCUUUUGGAACUUGUUAAGUGAAAGUUGUAUUAUAAACAUAUGUUUUUUGGUCCCCAAAAGUUGCAGAAUCUGAUGCAUGUUUCCGUAGAGUGAACUGUAUCAUUUCUUCUUCGGUAAAAGAAAACUUCAAAACUGAAACGAAAACUGACCUGAAGUUGCGAUUGUUGAAUACAUUAUUGAGAGGGAAUUCAGUGUUAAUUGAAUGGUUGUGCAUGUAGUCCUCGCUACAACAAUUAGCACGUGCAAUCAAGUUGGACAUGGACAACAACUGGUUGAUUCGUGACGUCAUUUAUGCCCCCGCACUAUUACUAUAUAGAAAUGUGCAAACGGUCUUUUGUAGGCUUUUUUUCACAAGUCGGCCAUAUUAAAUUGAAAGCGAGGUCAAAUCUUCAUUUUUGCUAAGAAAUGAAAGCAAUGACAUAAUGUUUAAAUUAAUAACCAGUCUGCUCUAAUGAAUAAUUUAUAAUUUGUGAUUAAACAUUCCAUAAAGUUUUAA